CCCAGCCCGCCUGCCGGCCGAGCCAAACCCCUCGCCGCGCGCCGCCUCGACCGCGUCGUCUCGUGAUCUCGCCCGCCUGUCGGAUUCCCGUCGAGCUCGAGGUUGAGGGCGGGCUAGGGUAUCCGGAGAUCCCAAUGGUGCAGCUUCCGGGCUCGGGGAAGCGGCGCGCCGAGCCGACCCCGGCGCCUGCCGUCAAGCUGGAGGCGGAGGCGGAGGCGGAGGCGGCGGAGGGUUUCGGCGGCGGAGAUGGCCCAGGCCCACCGCACAAGCGCGUCAAAGCAAUUCCACCGCCGCCGCCGGUUCAGGACAUGUCCUGUGAUGUGCUUGAUGAACCUAGCCCAUUGGGUCUGCGACUACGAAAAAGUCCAUCUCUGCUGGAUCUGAUUCAGAUGAAGCUUUCUCAGGCGAAAUCUGCUGGUGAACAGUUUGGUGUGCACAACAGUACUUCUGAUACACCCAAGAAGAAAGAUGUGAAACCUGGAGCUUCCACAGCUGGUGAACGAAUGAAAGCUUCAAACUUUCAUGCAAAUGUUUUGAAAAUUGGUAAUUGGGAGUACAUUUCACGCUAUGAAGGUGAUUUGGUGGCAAAGUGCUACUUUGCAAAGCAUAAGCUUGUCUGGGAGGUCUUGCAUGAUGGUCUCAAGAGUAAAAUAGAAAUUCAGUGGUCAGAUAUUACUGCUUUGAAGGCAACCUGCCCAGAGAAUGAACAAGGGACCUUAGAUCUGGUGUUGGCUCGACCACCCCUUUUCUUCAAAGAGACUGAUCCUCAGCCAAGAAAACAUACACUGUGGCAGGCUGCAUCAGAUUUCACUGAUGGACAGGCAAGCUUAAACAGGAGGCAUACCUUGCAGUGCCACUCAAGUUUGUUAAGCAAGAAUUUUGAAAAGCUCAUUCAGUGUGAUCAGCGGCUAUAUGAAUUGAGCCAACAGCCAGAUGCCAUAUCUGGAACUCCAGAUUUUGAACCUAAGCGCUCUAUUUUUGAAAAUCCAAAUGACUCAAAGGACUGCCUUGGUUUUAAUGGAUUGAAGUAUGAACAAGAAGCAUCUUUUCCCAAGUUCAAUGAUCCUGCCUCUCCUUGUGCUUUUUCCUCACUGUCCAAGAAUGUUGGACAGCCAAUAAGCAUAGGAUCUGGUGGUACAGAUUUCCAGGGCCGUGAUUUUCCUCAAGAACCAAAGAAUUGCAAUCGGUGGAAUCAGCUGAAAGUGCCUGGACUGAGAGCAUCCAUAUCUGUGGAAGAUUUGGUUAACCAUCUAGGUAACUGCAUAGGUGAGCAAAGGAGUGCUGGUGAUCCUCCUUUGGCCAAUAAUGAGGGACAAUCCACAGAAGUGCUGGAAGGCCUUGUUCAGUACCUUUUCAGCGACACACAGGGUCUGCCAGCAACGGAUGAUAAAUAUUUGAUGGCAAGGGUGGACUCCCUGUAUUCUUUGCUUGAGAAAGACACAGUAUCAUCCACCAUUCCCAAGCCUGACUGCAGUGAUGGUGGCAAGAUUGGCGUAAUCCAAGUGGAUUCUGAUGGCUCUAAUGAGGAGCUCAACUUAUCGCCUGCUAGGAAUACUGCAGGGUGCACAGAAAUGCCUGUCAUCUCCAGACAGGAUUCAUUUGGGGAGCUGCUGCUGAACCUCCCUCGAAUAGCUUCUAUUCCACAGUUCUUGUUCAACAUACCAGAGGAUUCUGAUUAAUAAAGCAUGAUCGAGUUCUGGUUCUCAUUCCUGGGACCACUGUACAAAUUGUAAACAUGAGCAAUAAGUCAGCAACGCUAGAAUGCUGUUUUAGCCCUUCCCCUGUAAAUAAUUCAGUAGAUUGGUCCUGCAGAAUUGUCUGCUCAUUGGUUCAUUCGCUGUGAAAACUCCACAUGCAACAUUGAAAUGACAUUAUUCACAUUUUAAUGGACUUCCUUUUUAUCUA
Molecule: messenger RNA, 1905 nt
Organism: Panicum hallii
Lineage: Eukaryota; Viridiplantae; Streptophyta; Magnoliopsida; Poales; Poaceae
Exons: 6
Coding region: 135-1679 (514 amino acids)
Source: RefSeq, a predicted model, not a curated record